Pogonomyrmex barbatus (red harvester ant) is the source of this 1761-nucleotide messenger RNA. RefSeq names its product trehalose transporter 1-like protein. The record is from RefSeq and is a predicted model, not a curated record. NCBI's taxonomy places the organism in Eukaryota, Metazoa, Arthropoda, Insecta, Hymenoptera, Formicidae. Gene Ontology annotation, cellular component: membrane. Gene Ontology annotation, molecular function: transmembrane transporter activity. Gene Ontology annotation, biological process: transmembrane transport.
AUUCCAUCUGAAAUGCAUUAAAAUCCGGGUGCCGUUAGGCUGGUGGCGAUCGUCUUCUCUGGUAGCAUUAGCGCGCUUCAUCGCUAUCUCUUCCUAUAAUAAGAAGAAAUAAAAGAUGGAGCAAUCCCGUGUUAAACGGUGGUCUCAAUAUUUAGCAGCGAUUACAGCUACCUUAUCGCUAGCAAUUGCCGGAUCCCACAUAGGAUGGACGUCACCCACCUUACCAAUAUUGAAAUCAGCCUACUCUCACAUGCUGGUAACAUCCGACGACGCCUCCUGGAUUGCCUCGUUCUACCUUUUGGGCACCAUACCUGGAUGCAUUGUAGCGGCCUUUAUCGUGGACCGACUGGGUCGAAAGAUGAGCCUGCUGAUAGGCGGCAUACCACUGACUCUCUCAUACGUAUUGAUCAUCAUAGCGUGGAAUCCUUACGUUCUCUACGCUGCUCGCGGUAUCGGUGGUAUCGGCCAGGGCAUUGCAUACGUCGUCUGCCCUAUGUAUAUCGGAGAGAUCGCCGAUAAGGAGAUCAGGGGUACCCUCGGCUCCUUUAUCAAGCUGAUGGUGACCUUCGGAGAGUUAUACGCUCACGCGGUCGGUCCGUUUGUCUCUUACAAAUUGCUCGGUUACAGCUGUUUGCUGAUCCCGCUGGUAUUCUUCAUGAGCUUUCCCUGGAUGCCCGAGUCGCCGUAUUACUUGCUGAUGAAGAGCCGCCAGGAUAACGCGAUGGCGAGUCUGAAACGUCUGAAGCGCUGCGUUUCCAAGGAUCAAUUGGAGACGGACAUGGAGCAGAUGCAGAAGAUAGUCGUCCGCGAUCUCAGCGAUCGCGGCCACUUCUGGGAUCUCUUCGGCACGCCUGGCAACCGACGCGCCGUCAUCAUCAGCAUCGGUCUGCAAUUUGUCCUCCAAUUUAGCGGCAUUGCCGCCGUCGAGUCGUACACCCAGGAGAUUCUCGAGGAAGGCGACGCGGGCCUACCCGCGAGCAUCUCCGUUAUUCUGUUGAGCGUGCUCCAAUUAAUCGCUGGUCUCGGAGCGGUGGUUCUGGUCGACAAACUCGGCCGACGACCCUUACUUAUCACCACCACCCUCCUAGCUGGAAUCGUGCUGACCAUCACCGGUGUCUUCUAUCUUGUCAAAUUUCAAUUCGGAGUGGACACAUCCGAAUACGGCUGGCUGCUUCACUCCUCCGUGAUCCUUUACGAGCUGAUCAUCGCUCUAGGCCUGAAUCCGCUGCCCUACAUGAUGCUGGGCGAAUUGUUCUCGACGAGUGUCAAAGGCGCCGCCGUCUCGUUGGCCAAUCUGGUGUCUUCCUUGCUGGCCUUCAUCGUCUCCAAGAUGUACCAAGUGAUCUCCGACAAUUGGGGAGUGUACGCGGCCUUCGGCUGGUUUGCCGUCAGCUGCUAUCUUGGCGUGAUCUUCAUCGCGUUGUUCGUUCCCGAGACCAAAGGCAAGUCGUUGCUAGAAAUUCAGGAGGAGCUGAACUGCAAAAAGAAGAAGCAAGAGAAGAAGAAGAACAUUACGAAAGGCGAAAUCAAAAUAAGUAUGAUAGCUUAGGUCGAUAGGCACGAAUAAGGUCGUAAUGUUUAUGAAGAAUUCACGAUAAUUUUCAAACGACAGAAAUAAGCGACACGCAUUUCCCGGGUUAUGGGACAUUUGACAGGGAACCUCAUGGCGGCUGAUAGCCUUUCCGAUUCCAACGGUCCGGCUCGAUCGAGAGAUAUCAGACAAGAAAUAUUUCCAACGAUCAUCGGUAAGAUCAAUUGCAA